UGCACGCCGGGCAAGAGGAAGACCUCCAGAAGCUCCCCGCGCAGCGCGGCUGUGUUUGCGGCCUGUGCGAGUAGGCGCUUCGGAACCAGACUCCCGGCGAGCGGCGCGCAGAGACCUCGAACCGGUGGAGUCCGCUGGUAACCUGGAGCCCGGAACACCGCGAAGACCGCACCGUUUCCUCAGCGGCGGACCGCUGCAGUAAGAAUGUCUUUCCCCCCUCAUUUGAAUCGCCCUCCUAUGGGAAUCCCAGCGCUUCCACCAGGGAUCCCACCCCCACAGUUUCCUGGUUUUCCUCCACCUGUACCUCCAGGGACCCCAAUGAUUCCUGUACCAAUGAGCAUUAUGGCUCCUGCUCCAACUGUUUUAGUACCCACUGUGUCCAUGGUCGGAAAGCAUUUGGGAGCAAGAAAGGAUCACCCAGGCUUAAAGGCUAAAGAAAAUGAUGAAAAUUGUGGUCCCACUACUACAGUUUUUGUUGGCAACAUUUCUGAGAAAGCCUCAGACAUGCUUAUAAGACAGCUCCUUGCUAAAUGUGGCUUGGUUUUGAGCUGGAAGAGAGUACAAGGUGCAUCUGGAAAACUUCAAGCCUUUGGCUUCUGUGAGUAUAAGGAACCCGAGUCUACCCUCCGCGCGCUCAGGUUAUUGCAUGACCUGCAGAUUGGAGAAAAGAAGCUCCUUGUUAAAGUUGAUGCAAAGACAAAGGCACAACUAGAUGAAUGGAAAGCAAAGAAGAAAGCUUCUAAUGGGACUGCGAGGCCAGAAACUGUCACGAAUGAUGAUGAAGAAGCCUUAGAUGAAGAAACAAAGAGAAGAGAUCAGAUGAUCAAAGGGGCCAUUGAAGUUUUAAUACGAGAAUACUCCAGUGAGCUCAAUGCCCCCUCACAGGAAUCUGACUCUCACCCCAGGAAGAAGAAGAAGGAGAAGAAGGAGGACAUUUUCCGCAGAUUUCCAGUGGCCCCACUGAUCCCCUACCCACUCAUCACUAAGGAGGAUAUAAAUGCUAUAGAAAUGGAAGAAGACAAAAGAGACCUGAUAUCCAGAGAGAUCAGCAAAUUCAGAGACACACACAAGAAACUGGAAGAAGAGAAAGGCAAAAAGGAGAAAGAAAGACAGGAAAUUGAGAAAGAACGGAGAGAAAGAGAGAGGGAGCGUGAAAGGGAACGAGAAAGGCGAGAACGGGAACGAGAAAGGGAAAGAGAACGUGAACGAGAAAAAGAGAAGGAACGGGAGCGGGAACGAGAACGAGAUAGGGAUCGUGACCGGACAAAAGAGAGAGACCGGGACCGGGACCGUGAGAGAGACCGAGACCGCGAUCGGGAAAGGAGCUCGGAUCGGAACAAGGAUCGGAGUCGAUCAAGAGAAAAGAGCAGAGAUCGUGAAAGGGAACGGGAGCGAGAAAGAGAGAGAGAGAGAGAACGGGAACGAGAAAGAGAACGAGAACGAGAGAGAGAACGAGAAAGAGAACGGGAACGAGAGAGAGAGAAAGACAAAAAGCGUGACCGAGAAGAGGAUGAAGAAGAUGCUUAUGAACGAAGAAAACUUGAAAGAAAACUCCGAGAGAAAGAAGCUGCUUACCAAGAGCGCCUUAAGAAUUGGGAAAUCAGAGAACGGAAGAAAACUCGGGAAUAUGAGAAAGAGGCUGAAAGAGAAGAAGAAAGAAGAAGAGAAAUGGCAAAAGAAGCUAAAAGACUGAAAGAAUUCUUAGAAGAUUAUGAUGAUGAUAGAGAUGAUCCCAAAUAUUACAGAGGAAGCGCUCUUCAGAAAAGGUUGCGUGAUAGGGAAAAGGAAAUGGAAGCAGAUGAACGGGAUAGGAAGAGAGAGAAGGAAGAGCUAGAGGAAAUCAGGCAGCGCCUUCUGGCUGAAGGGCAUCCGGAUCCAGAUGCAGAGCUCCAGAGGAUGGAACAAGAGGCUGAAAGGCGCAGACAGCCACAAAUAAAGCAAGAACCUGAAUCAGAGGAAGAAGAAGAAGAAAAGCAAGAAAAAGAAGAAAAACGAGAGGAACCCAUGGAAGAGGAAGAAGAGCCGGAGCAAAAGCCCUGUCUCAAACCAACUCUGAGGCCCAUCAGUUCUGCCCCAUCCGUUUCCUCUGCCAGUGGCAAUGCAACCCCCAACACUCCUGGGGAUGAGUCUCCAUGUGGUAUUAUUAUUCCUCAUGAAAAUUCACCAGAUCAACAACAGCCUGAGGAACAUAGGCCAAAAAUAGGACUAAGUCUUAAACUGGGUGCUUCCAAUAGUCCUGGUCAGCCUAAUUCUGUGAAGAGAAAGAAACUCCCGGUAGAUAGUGUCUUUAACAAAUUUGAGGACGAAGACAGUGAUGAUGUACCCCGAAAAAGGAAACUGGUUCCCUUGGAUUAUGGUGAAGAUGAUAAAAAUGCUGCCAAAGGCACUGUAAACACUGAAGAAAAGCGUAAACACAUUAAGAGUCUCAUUGAGAAAAUUCCUACAGCCAAACCUGAGCUCUUUGCUUAUCCCCUGGAUUGGUCUAUUGUGGAUUCUAUAUUGAUGGAACGACGGAUUAGACCAUGGAUUAAUAAGAAAAUUAUAGAAUACAUAGGUGAAGAAGAAGCUACAUUAGUUGAUUUUGUUUGUUCUAAGGUUAUGGCUCAUAGUUCACCUCAGAGCAUUUUAGAUGAUGUUGCCAUGGUACUUGAUGAAGAAGCAGAAGUUUUUAUAGUCAAAAUGUGGAGAUUAUUGAUAUAUGAAACAGAAGCCAAGAAAAUUGGUCUUGUGAAGUAAAACUCUUUUUACAUUUAGAGUUCCGUUUCAGAUUUCUUCUUCUUCCCCACCCUUCAGAGGACUUUGGCUUUUUCUUUGUCUUCAAAGACAUUUGUGAGAUCUGUAAUUUUUUUUUUUUUUUUUUUAAAUGUAGAAAAUGUGAAUUUUUUUGUCCUCUAAUUUGUUGAUGCCCUGUGUACUCCCUUGGUUGUAAAGACAUCUGAAUCCUGCCUUGGUUUUCUUUAUACUCACCAGGUACAAAUUACUGGUAUGUUUUAUAAGCCGCAGCUACUGUACACAGCCUAUCUGAUAUAAUCUUGUUCUGCUGAUUUAUUUCUUGUAAAUAUUAAAAUGACUCCCCAAUUCUUUUGCA
This is a messenger RNA of Neogale vison (American mink), 3088 nucleotides long. It is a transcript of the gene RBM25, whose product is annotated as RNA binding motif protein 25. Gene Ontology annotation, molecular function: mRNA binding. Gene Ontology annotation, cellular component: spliceosomal complex. Gene Ontology annotation, biological process: regulation of alternative mRNA splicing, via spliceosome; mRNA processing. The coding region runs from base 205 to 2736 and encodes 843 amino acids. The record is from RefSeq and is a predicted model, not a curated record. NCBI's taxonomy places the organism in Eukaryota, Metazoa, Chordata, Mammalia, Carnivora, Mustelidae. The transcript has 19 exons.